Messenger RNA from Cricetulus griseus (Chinese hamster), 1436 nucleotides. NCBI's taxonomy places the organism in Eukaryota, Metazoa, Chordata, Mammalia, Rodentia, Cricetidae. The record is from RefSeq and is a predicted model, not a curated record.
GUUUGAGCUGGCUGGAGGACACGCGCGAGCAGAAGGGGUCUGCCCACCCGCUAGAGAAGCAAUAGGGAGAGUGCUUUGGACCAGCAUCCUCUCUAAAGGUGAAGAAUACUCUUGCCCUGAGGCCUGGACACACUGGGAGCCCCUUCCCCAUGAUGCUGCUUGUACACAAUGGUCUGUAGGCAACCUGUCUACCAAGAGAAGAGUCACUCUUCUGUAAGGCUGACUCCUUUGACCUAAUGACUGGUUGGUGAAAAGUGGACUCUGCUAGGAUGUUACACCACCACUGUCGGAGGAACCCUGAGCUCCAGGAAGAAUUGCAGAUUCAGGCUGCAGUAGCCGCCGGGGAUGUUCACACAGUACGAAAGAUGUUGGAGCAAGGCUACUCCCCAAAUGGCCGAGAUGCUAAUGGCUGGACUUUGCUCCAUUUCUCUGCUGCAAGAGGAAAGGAGAGAUGUGUUCGGGUGUUUCUAGAACACGGAGCUGAUCCUACGGUUAAGGACUUAAUUGGAGGCUUCACCGCUCUACAUUACGCAGCCAUGCACGGCCGGGCCCGGAUUGCACGCCUGAUGUUAGAGUCUGAAUACAGGAGUGACAUUAUUAAUGCAAAAAGCAAUGAUGGCUGGACUCCUCUCCACGUGGCUGCUCACUAUGGUAGGGACUCAUUUGUCCGGCUCCUCCUGGAGUUUAAGGCCGAGGUCGACCCACUCAGUGAUAAAGGUACAACGCCACUUCAGCUCGCCAUCAUCCGAGAGAGAUCAAGCUGUGUGAAAAUCCUCCUGGACCACAACGCCAACAUCGACAUUCAGAACGGAUUCCUGUUGCGCUAUGCUGUGAUUAAAAGCAAUCAUUCUUACUGCCGCAUGUUCCUUCAGAGAGGGGCAGACACAAACUUGGGGCGCCUAGAAGACGGACAGACUCCUUUGCACUUGUCUGCCCUUCGUGAUGAUGUGCUCUGUGCACGGAUGUUGUAUAACUAUGGAGCAGACACGAACACAAGGAACUAUGAAGGUCAGACCCCUCUGGCCGUUUCAAUAAGUAUUUCAGGAAGUAGUCGGCCGUGUUUGGAUUUCUUACAAGAAGUCACAAGACAACCCAGAACCCUGCAGGACCUGUGCCGAAUUAAAAUUCGACAGUGUAUAGGCCUUCAAAACCUGAAGCUGCUUGAUGAACUACCAAUUGCCAAGGUCAUGAAAGACUACUUAAAACACAAAUUUGAUGAUAUCUGAUGUACCUGGACUGUGAGCAAGAUUAAGAGUUAUUCCAGCUACUCAAAAGGCUUUGGGCCUUGCACAAAGUAUAUCCUAUGCAAUUUCUGAUUUGCUGUGAAGUCAGAAGGCGGCAGGUAUACACUUUUAGGUUUUUUGUUUGUUUGGUUUUCAUUUUAGGGGAGGGAUUUUAUAUAGAUACAUAUAUAUAUAUAUAUAUAUAUAUAUAUA